AUGGAUAAUCUGAUAGGUCUCGUGAAUCGGCUUCAGCAGGCGUGCACGGUAUUAGGAGACUAUGGCGUGUCGAGCGCUGAAGACGCGCUGCCGACGCUCUGGGAGCAGCUUCCGUCGGUGGCUGUGGUGGGAGGUCAGAGUUCGGGAAAAUCGUCGGUGCUAGAGAGCAUUGUGGGAAAGGAUUUCCUUCCUCGAGGAUCAGGCAUUGUCACCCGGCGGCCAUUGGUGCUGCAGCUGCACAAGGUGGACUCAUCAUCUGAAUACGCGGAGUUCCUGCACCAGCCGGGCAAGAAGUACACCGACUGGGCUGCUGUAAGAAAGGAGGUUGCAGAUGAAACGGAUCGAAUCACUGGGAAGACCAAGAUGAUCUCUCCUGUCCCCAUCCACCUCAGCAUCUACUCUCCCAAUGUGGUGAAUCUGACCCUGGUGGAUCUGCCCGGACUCACAAAGAUUGCCGUGGAGGGCCAGUCGGAGAGCAUUGUGAGGGACAUUGAGGACAUGGUUCGGCAGUACGUGGAGAAGCCCAACUGUAUCAUCCUGGCUGUAUCUCCCGCCAAUCAAGACAUUGCCACCUCCGAUGCCAUGCGCAUGGCCAGAGAGGUCGACCCUGAGGGCGAGAGGACAUGGGGUGUGCUGACCAAGCUCGACCUCAUGGACAAGGGCACCAACGCUCUUGAUGUGCUAGAGGGGCGCUCGUACAAGCUCAAGUAUCCGUGGGUGGGCGUGGUGAACCGUUCUCAGGCCGAUAUCAACCGCAACGUGGACAUGCUGGCGUCCCGCCGCAAGGAGAGGGAGUACUUCCAAACCUCUGCCGAUUACUCACAUCUCGCCAACCGCAUGGGCACUGAGUACCUCGCAAAGAUGCUCUCUAAGCAUCUGGAGCAAGUGAUUCGCUCCAAGAUUCCGGGCAUCCAGUCGCUCAUCAACAACAACAUCGACGACCUUGAGAAGGAGAUGAACGCGCUGGGCCGGCCCAUUGGGGGCGAAGCCGGGGCCCAGCUGUACACGGUGCUGGAGAUGUGUCGAGCGUUUGACAAGAUAUUCAAGGAGCACCUGGACGGCGGUCGGCCAGGAGGCGACCGAAUCAAUGCGGUGUUUGAGACGAAGCUGCCAGCAGCACUCAACAAGCUUCCCUUUGACAAGCACCUCUCCAUCCAGAAUGUGAGGAGGAUUGUGGCGGAGGCAGACGGGUACCAGCCGCAUCUGAUCGCUCCCGAGGGCGGUUACCGGCGCUUAAUCGAGAGCGCGCUGCUCAUGUUCAAGGGGCCGGCCGAAGCAGUGGUGGACGAGGUGCAUUUCAUUCUCAGAGACCUCGUUCGCAUCUCCGUAGGGGAAACCACCGAGCUGCUCCGGUUUCCCUCGCUCCAGGCUGAGCUGUCAGCUGCUGCCACCCAGUCGCUGGAAAGUUUUCGGGAGAACAGCCGGAAGCUGACCGUGCGAUUGGUGGAGAUGGAGACGAGUUACCUGACCGUGGAGUUUUUUCGGCGGCUGCCCGGGCUGGAGAAUCUGGAGGAUGGGCCGGAUAUGAAGGAUGGGAAGGAUGGGAAGAAGGGGAGUGGGAGUGGCAUUAGUAGCAAGAUCAAGGCGCUGAAGGGCAGUGGGGACAGGCUGCCUACAGGGGCCGAUCGAUACCAGGAAAUGCAUUUCAGGAGAAUUGGCUCCAACGUGUCAACUUAUGUGGGCAUGGUCAUGGAGUGCUUGCAGAACGCCAUCCCCAAAGCUGUGGUGCAUUGCCAGGUCCGGGAGGCAAAGCGGCGGCUGCUGGACAGGUUCUAUGCGAUGGUGGGCAGGGAGGACGGAAAGGCAUUGGCGAAGCUGCUAGAUGAGGAUCCGGACGUGAUGGCUCGGAGGCAGGCCGCAUGGAAGAGACUGGAGCUGCUGCGCAAGGCACGGAAUGAGAUUGACAGUGUUGGAUGGGCCCGAGUUCCGAGCAGCAACGUUCUCGGGGAGUCCAACAAGGGGAACAUUCUUUCGGGCUCCAACGCUGGCGGUGCUGGCGUCGAUGCCGCGGGGAAGCAAGCGCGUCGCGCGCGAUUCUCGGAGAAAUUCGUCGAGGCGCGGACGCGCGAGUUAAUCGACGUGCUGGACAGCCUCCGCACCGCGGGAGAGGCGAAUCUCGAGUCUCUCGCGCUGAGCAACGAAAGCAUCCGGGAGGACGGCGUGGAUUGCGGCGACGACCGACAAUGGCGGUUGAAGGAGGAGGGGAAGGAGCACCGCGUGUUGUACCGCAAGGGUCCUGAGGGCACGCCACUGCACGAGAUCUGCCUCGAAGGAAUCAUCCACGGCCCGCUUGACACGUUGUUGGCUGUGGUGUGGGAAGUCCCGUUUUUCAAGGACUGGUGGCCUCAGUUCAGCGUGCCGCCCUUCAAGGUGCUAGAGUCCAAAUUUGCCCACCGCAUCGCACCGGGCCUAGAGCUCAGCUACCUGCAGUUCAAGUCACCAUGGCCCUUUGCCACGCGAGAGCUGCUCUUUUUCGCCUUCAUGGUUCAGGACACAGCCACGGGCCUCUUUGUGGCCUCCGUGCACUCGCCACCAGACGACAUAUCACACAUGGACCCAGAGACAGCACCUCUGCACCCAUCCGCCAUGCCCGCUGUGGCGCCGGGCUGUGUGCGCAUGACUGUGGGCGGCGGCUUUGCAGGCCAGGACCUGGGGGGCGGCCGCUGCUACUUCCGCGGUGCGUGCACGCUGGACAUGAAGUUCGACCUCAUGCCCCCGUGGCUCAUCAACGCCACCACGCCUUCCCUUGUCGCCUCCCAUGCUACCCCCCUCUCCCCCCCUCCCCCCCACAGCGGAGCAUGCACGCUGGACAUGAAGUUCGACCUCAUGCCCCCGUGGCUCAUCAAUUUCGUUGCCCGGCAGCUAGCCGGCACUGGUUACCACCUGCUCUGUCACGAGGUAGACACAAUCGUCAAAGCCGCGGCCGCUGCUGCUACUGUGAACAAGUGUGAUAAGAAGAAGGGGCGCGGGGCGUUUCAACAGCUCUUAGCCUCUGAUCCGGCGAUUCUAUUUGUACGUGCGCGUGCAGCGGCAGCAGCAGCAGCAGAAGCGGGUCCUUCAGAUCCACAAGGCGAUGCCAAGCAUGAGAAACAUGUCACAAGCAUGACUGCUGCAACUGGGACGAAGAGAGAAGCCUUCAGUUGCUCACCUUCACAGCAGGAUGGUUUCCAAGAGGAGGUGGUGCUGGGUGAUGGGGAGACAGGGAACAAUGCACUCUCAAGCAGUUCUGUUGGGCCGGUCAAGUCUGCCGCUCGGCCUGUCACGGUUACAGGAGAGUCGGGUGGGAGUGACGAAGAUACUGCACUGGGAUGCUUAGACAAUGCCAUGGCGCUAGCAGAAGGCAUCGACCUACUCGAUCAGGCGCUCGAGGAGCCCACGUGGAAGGACCUCGAUAAAGUCACGGCUCUUAUAAGCAAGCAGCUGGACGUGAAAAAUGGGUCAGCAGCAGGAGCAGCGGGAGCAGGUGGAUCGAGCAACAGCGUGGCGGACUAUUGGGCAGCGGAGACCGUUAAGCUCUUGGAGGAUCUUAAGAGUGUCAGCGUGGAGGCUCUCGCUACUACCGAUCCUGCGGACCGCAAUGCGUGGAAGAUGUGCGAGGAGGGUCCGGAGCACCGCGCGAUGCUGCGCAAGGGCCCGGAAGGCACGGCGAUAAACGCGCUGUGCAUGGAGGGGCGCAUCGACAGCCCCGUGCACGCCGCCGUCGCCAUGACGCGCGACGCGGGGUUCUUCAAGGAGUGGUGGCCGCAGGGCGACAUGCCCGUCUACAGAAUCGUCGAGAACCGGUACCUCGCGCGCGUCGGCGACGGCUUCGAUAUCACUUAUAUGAAGUUCAAGGUGCCGUGGCCGUUCCCGUGGCAGGAGUUCGCGAUGAUCUUCUUUACCAUUUACGACUCGGACACGGGCGUUGCCACCACUGUCGUCCGCACGCUUCCAGAGGACAACAGCGAAAUCGACGCAUCCAUUCACGGGUUUUCCCGCGACAUGGCGCCGCCAGUCCCCUCGGGAAUGGUCCGCAUGGCCAUCAACGGCGGAUUCUCCAUCAAAGAUCUCGGCCGUUCACGCUGCCACUUCCGGUCGAUCUUCACCUGCGAUCUGAAGCUCCCGGCCAUGGUGGUUAACUUCGUUACCAAGGAGUUCGGAGGGGUGCUGUUCAAUUUGUUUAGGAAAGAGGUUGAGACGGACUUGGCAGAUGAGGGGCAAAAGGGGGUGGAGUUUAGGAAGGUUCUGAAGGAAGAGAAGCUGUAUGGCCGGAUUGAAGCGGCUAUGGACGAGUACCGGGCAAAGGCGGCCGGAGGAUUGGGGAUGGGUGAAAAUGGGUUGGGAGAGACGGGGGUGGAGGGAGAGGAAGGCGAGGAGGUGGAGGAGGAAAAGAAGGUGCUGGUGGCAACAGCGUCGUUUGUGGAAGGGGCUCCCACGGAGGCGCACAGGUCUGCCAUGGCAGCUGCAUCAGCAGCAGCAGCAACAGCAGCAGCGGCAAGAGUGACUCACACGAAUGGAGGGGAGGAGGAGGAGGAGGAGGAAGAGGUAUUCGAGGACGCAGAGGAUCAGCUGCUGGUUACCCUGGACGAUUCAGAACCUGCUUCGUACCCGCACCAGCAGAAGCACCCUCAUCCUCCCGUUCCUCCUGUGUACGCCCCGUUCUCAUCCCAAGACCCGGCUAUCGCCGCAGCCUUUGCUGCCGCAGCCGCGCUGGCAGGCGCAGGUGGGACUGGUGCAGGUGGUAACCCCGUGGCUGGGUCUGCUAGCUCCGGUGCUGCCGAGCCUGCUCUGACCCCGGACGUGCUCCAAGCCAUGGCAACCCUAGAGCAGGCGCUAGAGUCGCUGCGAGCCCGAACCUCUGCUGCGCUCUCUGCUGCUGCUCACGCCGGCGGACCAGGAGGAGGGAUGUUCCCAGGACAGUAUGGUCACGCCUAUCCUCCUCCCCCCCUCCCUGCCUAUGGUGCUGUGCCCGGGUAUGGGCCAGUGGUGGGGGGGAAGGGUGGGAGGUUUGUGGGUGCUCCUGUGGGGAAUCCUCCGCUGCUGCCGUAUUAUACCGCCCCGUUCCCGCCCAAUGAGAUGCAGCGGUUUGCCGGGCCGGUUCCUGUGGUUGGGAGGAUGGACGGGUAUGGAAGGCUUGAUCCGCGUAUAGUCACAUCCAUCUGGAUCAGCACUACUGCUGACCUUAUUUCCGAACCUCCCGCUCGCCUCGAAACAUGGAAGGCGGAGGGGGGGGUGGCGGAGGCCGUGAGUGGCGCCCGCGGGGGGGCGGCGGCGGAGGCCGCGGACGUGGAGGCGGAAGGAGGGGUGGCGGGGGGGCGUAUGUGGGAGACAGUUGGGGGGAUGGCGCGGGGACAGGCAGAGGGGGAACAGGCGGAGGGGGAAGAGGCGGAAGGGGUGACGGGGACGCGUCAGGCUGGGGUGGCGGAGGGAGAGGGGGGCGGGGCGGAGGCGGCGGAAGGCAUGGGGGAGGGGAUCAGCGCGGCUGGUGGGGGGACGGCGGAGGCGGAAGGCACGGACGGGGAGGCGGCUCCGGAGGAGGAGGAGGAGCCGUUUUUGUCGUAUCUGCCACAGGAUGAGAUUCUGGCAGGUGGAGUAAGCAGGAUGGGAGGUUUGGACGGAAGCUUGGAGGGAGGUUCGGAGGGAGGCUUGGUGGGAGGCUCGGCAGCAGGUCUGGCAGGGGUGGAUUCGGGCGAUACUCAAAAGAUGGUUGAUCGGACGGUGGAGAGGCUUCAAGAGAUGCUGAGAUUGCCAGCUAAGCAGUUCUGGAGAACAGUUGCCCGCUCGCCCUCACUCGUGGCCUUCCUCGACUCGUACCUCCGCUUCCGGUCCCGUUGUCGACUCAAAACUAGGCGCAAACCUCCUUCUCUUUUCCAUCUCCCUUCUUGUUCCCCCACACGCCCUCCAUCCACUCCACCCUCUCCGUCCUACCCAGACCUCCUUCUCUCCAUGCGUCUGUUCGAUGCGCCCAAGCUCAUGGACGUGGCUGCUGUCUUUAGAAUGACAAACUCUGUCUCUUUUCCAUCUGCCCUCCUUCUUCCCCUGCACUUCCCCCUUCCACCUCCACUCCACCCUCUCCGUCCUACCCAGACCUCCUUCUCUCCAUGCGCCUCUUUGAUGCACCCAAGCUCAUGGACGUGGCUGCUGCUGUCUUUGGGAAGGCCACCUGCCUCUCUUACCCUCUCUCCCCUCUUCUACAUCUCUCUCUCCCCUACCACCUCAACCCUCUCUUCCCUUCCCUCAGACCUCCUCCUCUCCAUGCGCCUCUUUGAUGCGCCCAAGCUCAUGGACGUGUGUCGGGUGCUGGUCUCUCAGCCUCUCUUCCGAGCUGAUCUCUCGUCUUCUCUACUUCAACUGCUGCGGGUGGUUGAAGAGAUGGUGACAAGGGCGUGUGGGCGGAUGGAGGAGCCAGCUUCUGCCUCUGAGAUUAUUGAAGCCCUCCAAUACCUCUGUGACUUCGCCUUCUCUCUCGACGCGCUGUUUGAUGCCUACCCGCCUGCCCCGCUACUCCUCCUGCAAGCAACCACAGCAACAACAACGAGAACAGCACCUACAAGGAAAUCGAAACAAGGCACAGCAGCAGCAGCAGCAGCAGCACCAGCAGCAAGUUCUCCUGUGCGGCUUCUCUCUGUGUUGGCUCAAAUUCGCGACUCAUUUCUCCCUCUGCUCCUCCUCCUCGCCUCCUCCAACUCCUCGUUAUCAGCAAAGCGAACACCGAUGCAGUCAGCAGCAACGGUGAAUGUUCAGGGGAAGAUUCUUCAAACGAAGCUGGAGGAAGUUGCGUGGAAGUAUCUCUGGGGCGCGUAUCUUGGAGGAAGGGGGUGUGCUCGUGCUGCUGCUGCUGCUGCUGCUGCUGCUGCUGUUGCUGGUGGUGGUGGUACUGGUGGUGAUAAUACUGCUGGUGGUGAUAGGACUAGCAGGAGCAGGGGUAGCAGAAAUAGAGGCAGCAACAGUGGUAGCAGCAGUGAUGGUUUGCCACCCUGCCCUGUGUGUGAUUGUGGAGUCAAGCCGGGCAGGGGAAAACAAUCUGGGUGCCCGUUGUGGGACGGGCUGCUUGGCCAGAAAAUGAAUUUCGGGCAGGUGCUGCUCGAAGAGAUUCUUGCGGUGCAUGGAGUGAGCUCGGGCAGCACGGGCAGCAAAGAUGUGGAUGGCGUGGCGUGGAUCCCUCUGCUUCGGGCAGUUGAUGCUUCUUUUGGUCUUCGGUCAGCAAUCUAUGAAGAGAAAAUGAAAGGCAAGCUUCCCCUCGACAACACACAGUUCGAUACGAUCUCCGACAUAAUCGGCCCUCCAAUCACCCUGCCACCACCCCUCACUUCUGUUUUCGUUUUGUUUUCUUCCGUCUUUCCUGCAGGCAAGCUUCCCCUGGAUAACACGCAGUUCGAUACGAUCUCGGACAUAAUAGGCCCUCCAAUCACCCUGCCACCACCCCUCACUUCCUCCUCCUCCUCUGACCCAUCCACUACCAGCAACACCACAGCAGCGAACCACCCCCCUUCAGCAGAAGACUUCCCCUCCCUCACUCCCUCCCUCUCUGCCUCCGCUGAUGCUGAGUCAGCAGCCCUCGAGCAAUCCAAGAUCUCGCUCGUGCGAGAUAUUUUCCCGGAUUUCGGGGAGGGCUUUGUGGGUGCGUGUUUGGAGGCGUAUGGGGGGGAUGCAGAGGCGGUGAUUCAGCAUGUACUGGAGGGGAGUUUACACCCGGAUUUAGCUAAGUUAGACACUCAGCUGAAGGUGAAGCCAGGGAAGGCUGGUGCGGGUGGUAAGGGGGAUGCUGCUGCUGCUUCUGGUGCUGUUGGUGCUGCUGGUGCUGUUAGUGCAGCUGGUGGUGGUGCUGCAAGUGGGGCAGCAGGUAAAGGAAAGGGCAAGGCAGUGGUUGCAGAGGGAGGAGAGGAGGACGAGGAGGAUGAGGAAGGGGGUGCAAGGGGGUGGGGAGGGGUUGUGGACCAGCAGAGAGAGGUGGAGAGGAAGCUGAGAGGAGAAGGGUCCAGUGCGGUUGGGGAGGGUGGGAGCUCGUGGGCAGGCAUUGCAAAAACUACCACCACACCCACUACAGCCCCUGCUACAGCCGCUGCUACAGCCGCUGCCUCUGCUGCUGCUCCUGCUGGUAGGUUCGUCCGGAGCAAGAGGGAGGAUGAGUCGGUGGAAGAGGAGGUUUGGAAGCGAGGUUCGGCAGCAGGCACGGGGAGCAGGAGGGAGCAGGAGGCAGUGAAGCGGUUUGUGUUUGAGUCGCAGUUUGAGUACGACGAUGAGUAUGACGACUCAUUUGAUGAGCUGGAAGGGUAUGACGUGGCAGGAGGUGCGGGGAGCAGUGAGGUUGAGGAGGUGGGGACGAGGUUUGCUGCACGCGCUGCUGCUGGUGGUGCUGGUGGUGCUGGUGGUGCUGCUGGUGCUGGUGGUGCUGUUGGUGCUGGUUUGAAGGGGCAGCAGGUGCAGCAGCAGGGGUUGGUGCAAGCACAAGCGCAGUCACAGUCACAGUCACAGCAAGCCCAAGCGCAGGCCCAGGCCCAAGGACCCCAGUUCUAUGUGAAAGACGGCAAGAACUACAGCUACAAGGUUAAGGGCUCCGUGGCCGUCGGAUCGGCGGCACAAGCGGCUGAGAUGAAGCGAAUCGAGGCGGGGCUGAUUCAUGGGCUGGGGGAAGGUGGUAACCGUGCAGCAUGGGGGGGAGCAGAGGAGGAGGAAGAGGUGGAGGAGGAGGAGGAGGAGGAGGAGGAGGAGGAAGAGGGGGAGGGUGGGUCAGGCGGAGGGGGGUUAGGGGCGAGUGGUGGAGGGUUGGGAGGAGGAAGGGGAGGAAUUGGGCCAGGAGGUGGGGGGAGAGGUUGGAGAGGAGGGAGAGGAGGAAGAGGAGGAGGUGGGGGAGGGCGGGGAGGAGGGGGAAGGGGAGGGAGAGCUGGGAGGGGAGGGGGGAGGGGAGGGGGAAGUGGAAGAGGGUGGGGUGGUCAGGAAGGUUCUGGGAGCCGUGGUGAUGGUGCUGCUGCUGCUGCUGGCGGUGGCAGUGGCAGUAGUGGAGGGGGAGGAAGAGGACAGUCAUCUUCUGCAGGUGGAUCCAGGGGAGGUUCAUCUGGUGGCUCUGGGGGAGGUUCUUUCGCCAGGCCCACAGCCGCGUCUACCACUAGUUCUAAACAUGUGUCAUCUGGUGCUGCUGUUGGUGCCGCUGCUAGAGGUGCCGGUGGUGCUGCUGGCUCUGCUGCUGGCAGUGCAGGUGCAGGUGCUGGUGACAUGGGCAAGAAAGAACGGAAACCGUCUCAAAAAGCAGGCCCGGGUUAUGGUGGGUUUCGUGGGGGUCGUUAA
Messenger RNA from Closterium sp. NIES-65, 9264 nucleotides. The record is from the annotation of a GenBank genome assembly. NCBI's taxonomy places the organism in Eukaryota, Viridiplantae, Streptophyta, Zygnematophyceae, Desmidiales, Closteriaceae.